Molecule: messenger RNA, 1806 nt
Organism: Bipolaris maydis ATCC 48331
Lineage: Eukaryota; Fungi; Ascomycota; Dothideomycetes; Pleosporales; Pleosporaceae
Product: senescence-associated protein-domain-containing protein
Biological process (GO): cell division
Cellular component (GO): plasma membrane
Source: RefSeq, a predicted model, not a curated record
AUAUCCCCUCUUUCUUACCUGAUCCCUUAGAAAUAGCCGCCCUGCAGCUUCUCCAUAUCCUUCGCUCCCCCAACACCAUCCCACACCGAAUCCUCACAAGAGUACUCCUUUCGCAAGCAUGAGCGGCCAUGGCGAUCCUCGAUUGCUCUACACGAUUGGAGGCAUCAAGGCCUACCACAUCCAGCAGGGUGAGGAGAGUCCCCUGACUCCCUCUGGGCCACAGACACUGUCACUAUUGAUGGUGCCCACAAACUCGCCCUUUGCAGAUAGCAGCGCGCGCGGUCAGAACGAAGCGGCCGAAGAAGACUUUUACCUACAUCUCAACCUCCCUCCCGAGCUCGACCUCCCCCUCCCUGCGACGACGCAGAUUUACCACCAGCCACCGCGAAGCUACCUUAUACCGCGAUGGGAUCUGGGUCCAGACAGCCACGCCUUCACGCGCAUUGAGUUCCCGCCGAUUGGCAAGGGCUCCAAUUCCGUCACGCAAGAAGAUAUUGACACGUUCGAGACUAUCUUGGCGCAGUGCACAGCCUUCCUCGAGCGUGCGCAAGCGCCAUCACACGAGAAGGGCAAGGGUGAUGUCAAGGCAUACAACCCUCAAAACUACAGGCCUGGCGAGGGCUACGCAAGCUCUGUUGGCCAGGGUGAGGUUGUCUUGGUAGACGAGGAAAACGGCAGCAUUGUAGGCGAGCUGGCCGAGGGUGCUCAAGUCCAUGCUGAUCCAGCAAUCAAGCAAGGGUCCAAGAAUAAAGAUCCCGUCGAGAUUGUGGUAUCGCCAGAUGGUAAGCGUAUUGACAUCAAGCCCCUCGACGAAGAUUACCUUGACAUGGCCCGCCAUCCCGCAUACAAGGACUCUGGCCUGGUACAAAAUGCCGCCGCAGCGUCGCGACUUGUCGUUACAGGCUCCAGCUACCUUAGCAACCUCAUGGUGUCUGGUGCAGAGAACUUUAUAAACAAAACUAAGCCAAACGAGAAGCCCAUGGUCUUCAAGCCCGCUACCCACGAGCGCGCCCGCAAGAUCAACACCUUCACCACUGGUGUUGCUGGUUAUUCGGCCAAAACUGUCGGUCAAAUCACAAAGUAUGCCCAAAACGCAGCAGCAGGUAUGGCGGGACAUAAGAAGACGUACGCUAAGAGCGUUAACCCUGACGGCACACCAAAUGCAAACUACAAGCCCGGUCUACUGAACAAGAGCUUGAUCGCAUUUUCGACUGUUGCCGAUGGUAUCUCGCAUUCCGGUAGGCAGAUCCUCACUAGCGGUGGUGCUGCUGCCAGUGCUGCUGUAGGACACAAGUAUGGCGCAGAGGCGGGACAAAUUACCAGCAACCUUGCCGGCGGUGUCAAGAACGUUGGUCUCGUAUAUAUCGACGUAACUGGCGUCAGCAGAAAGGCCAUCAUCAAGUCUGUUGCCAAGGGUAUGGUCGUCGGCAAGGUCAAGGACAAGAAAGGCAAUGAGCAAACCGUCAUGGUAGGAGGUGGUGAUGGAGGUGUGAUAGACAACGACAUGAAAUCGCAGUAUCAGUACGCGACCACCAACACAGUCGCCCCUCCCAACCAGUCUUCUACCCCCACACCUGGUGGGCAAGUUUCCUUUGGUGGACCACCACCAAGUUACCGUACUGGUGUUGGCGAGUCGCUUGAGGGACAGCCAGCAUAUUACCCGAAUGAGAAGAGGUAGAUACCCAAUAGCCGGUCUAUGUACACAGGUUUCACGAGAAAUGAGAUUACGAUACAGGUUAUCAGCAUGAUAUGUAGGGUGGCAUUCGAUUGAUACGAUUAUACGUUGAAGUUGGCUUUUUAAUAUGC